Messenger RNA from Anastrepha ludens (Mexican fruit fly), 2619 nucleotides. RefSeq names its product thiamine transporter 1-like. Gene Ontology annotation, biological process: transmembrane transport; vitamin transport. NCBI's taxonomy places the organism in Eukaryota, Metazoa, Arthropoda, Insecta, Diptera, Tephritidae. Gene Ontology annotation, molecular function: vitamin transmembrane transporter activity. The transcript has 6 exons. The record is from RefSeq and is a predicted model, not a curated record. Gene Ontology annotation, cellular component: plasma membrane. Bases 1156 to 2502 code for a protein of 448 amino acids.
CGUAUUUAUAUUCAACCAGAAAUUGUCACUGCAGCAGCUUUACCUUUAAGGGAUAUUAUCAGUGCUUUAUAACAACAAUAAUAUACAGUAUGAAGUGCGCAUGGCGCUUUCUGCGAAAGUUGUUUUGUACGUUACAAAUCCCAAAGUAAAUUUCCGUGAGUCACAAAAAACUUAAUGAAUUUAGGUAAGCCUAAAAGGCCAGCGUUUGCAACACUGCUUUUCAUAUGAAGUGAAAAGAAAAGAAAAACACUCUACUCGCCAAUAAAACAAAACACUUUCUACAACAAAUUAGUGGAGCCGAAUCUAACCAACGGACUGGAGAAACACGUGAGAAGAGCAAAUGAGAGAACUUUUCCCAAUUUACCUUUAGCAAAGUAUCGAGAAUAAAUAAACAAUUUCCUAAGAACAAAACUCAGAGAGCAAUGUGGUACAUGCAGCUGGCAACCGUCACUGACAUUUGUUAUCUAAUGCAAAUUAGCAGCGACGGCAGGAAAAAAGAGAAAUGCACUUCAAUUGGUAACUGAAAAGUUCUGACUUAAUCAAAAAAGUAAUGCGAAAGUAUCUUAAACAAUAAUAAACAACGUCCGCUCUAAAAUAGCACAAAUUACCUGAUUAAAGCGCUGAAGUUGCUACAUUCAAUUAUCAGCCAGACAUCAUGUCAUCUGUUAAAUUAUGAAGUGAUGUGAAGUGUGCAGACGUGGUGGAUAGAGUUUUUUAAGUAUCGACGAUAUGCAUUCAUCUCCUUUGCACAUGCACAUUUCACAAGUGUACUGAGUCAAGUAAAAAGUAAACUAAAGUAAAUUUAAAAGUAAAUAAAUCGCAAAACCGCUGAGCAGUUACUUUUGCAGCGUAAAAGAAAAAACAAUGCUAAGUGUGAAUAUAUUCUCAUUAUUUCACUUCUGGGAAGUAGUUAUAAAUAUCUGCUAACGGAUAAAUAAAAGUGUGACAUUUCGUAUUCGUCUAUUGACGCUAACACAUGACAAAUUUCCUUCCAAACGACACACUCGGCCGAUCGCUCAAUUCAUUAUUCAUUCACACGCGGUCGAUUGAUUCAGUGAUCGACGGUGGCCUUGCGGCUUAGGUAUUAUCUUAGCAGAACGGACUCUUGCGGUUACAUAUACAAGUACAUAAACAACAUAAACACAGUACGUCAUUAUGAAGGAGUGGUUGAGAAUUUCGUGCCUAUUGUGCAUAUGUGGCUUCGUACGCGAGAUUCGUCCUUCCGAGCCAUACAUAACGGAGUAUUUGCUAGGUGAUGCCCGAAAUCUUACACAGGACGAGCUUAGCCGUGAAGUUUAUCCUGUUGCAACCUACUCGUACCUUUCGACACUUGUGGUAAUGUUUCUCAUCACGGAUUUUCUUAGAUACAAGCCCUUGAUCAUUGUAAUGGGUGUUUGUGGCACUGUGGUGUUUUCUAUGUUGCUCUGGACCAAAUCAAUUGCCGCACUACAAACACUUGAGUUUUUCUACGGUCUUUAUAUGGCGACUGAAGUGGCUUAUUACACUUAUAUUUACGCCAAAGUAGAUAAACAGUAUUAUCCCAAGGUCACCGCCCACACACGAGCCGCUAUGUUUUUGGGCAAGCUAGUCGCUGGCUCUUCCGCACAGAUCCUAAUUAAUUUGAAACUAAUGACCUAUAAAUCUUUGACUUACAUAACACUAAGCACUCAAAUUUUUACCAUGUUGUGGGCCUUCACUUUGCCAAAAGUCGACAAAAGCUUAUAUUUUCACCGUAAGAAUUACUUCGAUAAUGCACAGUCAACGUCGGUUGUAGGUUCCUCAUCAACGGAUUUGCAGGACACAAAGUCAAUUAAAAGUGGGAUCAGUGAAAAUAUAACCCCAACCGAACCAUUUAAGUUGCUCUGGUCACAUUUCUACAAUGCAUAUAGCAAUUUGAAGGUGGUUCAAUGGAGUAUUUGGUAUGCAGUUAAUUUGGCUGGCUACUUGCAAAUCAUUUCAUAUAUGCAAGUGUUGUGGAUAGAAAUUGAACCGCAUUCGGAAAUCGCUUGGAACGGUGCUGUAGAUGCUGUAUUGACUGCGUUGGCGGCGCUUAUGGCUUUGGCAGCUGGUUAUAUACAUGCCGGACGUUUGAAACCACUGCAGAGUUUAUUGGUUUUAUCCAUUUUCGCGGCACUUGAGGGCGGCGCAAUUUUGCUCUGCUGUCGCACAUCUAAUAUUUAUGUUUCUUAUGUUGGUUAUAUUCUUUUUGGAGCGUUAUAUGCCUUUAGCAUAACAGUUGCCAGCUCCGAAGUGGCACGUCACUUGGAAGAGGAAAGUUUUGGAUUAGUUUUCGGAGUUAAUACAUUUUUGGCGCUCGUAAUCCAAACGCUGCUAACGAUAAUAAUUGUCUCAAACUCUGGUUUUGUUUUGAACACACGCGGUCAGUAUACUGUGUAUGCAUUUUACUUCAUUACGGCGAGCGUCAUCACAUUAUUUUUUGUGGCUGUGGAAUACUUAGUAAGCAGAAAAUCAGAAAAUCGCACAAAUUUAGUUGUAGAGUAGUUUAAGUGAUUGUUAUUAAAUAAAAUAUAAGCAAAUAUUUAUGAAAAAAGUUGGCAUUGUCUAUAUCUUUACAGUAGACUUUUAAAUAAAGUGAGGGGCUUCCCUUCCCUAAUAAUA